Molecule: messenger RNA, 1931 nt
Organism: Diospyros lotus (date-plum)
Lineage: Eukaryota; Viridiplantae; Streptophyta; Magnoliopsida; Ericales; Ebenaceae
Product: serine/threonine receptor-like kinase NFP
Exons: 1
Coding region: 75-1931 (618 amino acids)
Biological process (GO): protein phosphorylation
Molecular function (GO): protein tyrosine kinase activity; ATP binding
Source: RefSeq, a predicted model, not a curated record
ACCAAGACUCUUAGAAAUAUGUAGCACUAGUGGAGUGGCUGCCAAGAUUUAAUUAAACUUCCAACCUCGUGGCUAUGGCAAUCCCUCUUCUAUACUUGCAGCCUCUACUUUGCCUGUUUCUCUUCCUUGGCGCUCAGUCACCGGGUAAUGCCAUCACCGACCCAGACACAGACUUCUCAUGCUUCCCGGGCUCCCAUGGUUCUUGUAAAACAUAUGUCACUUACCGUGCCCGUGGACCGGAGUAUUUGGCUCUGGCGAAUAUAUCUGACCUGUUUGGUGUCAGCCGCUUGGCAAUUGCCAAGGCCAGUAACAUCGCCUCGCUGGAUGCUCGCCUGAUUCCAGAUCAACUCCUACUGAUACCUAUCACCUGUACCUGCAACGGAACAGAGUUCUUCACCAAUGUCUCCUACCAGAUCAAGAAAGGUGACAGCUUUUACUUGGUUUCCAUCACUGCUUUUGAAAAUCUCACCAAUUAUCAUCUAGUGCAAGAGAUGAACCCAACACUAACUCCAACCGACUUGCAUGCUGGUGAUGAGGUGGUCUUUCCUUUGCUCUGUAAGUGCCCAUCAAAGGCCCAUUUGUACAAGGGAAUUAAGUACCUUGUAACUUAUGUAUGGCAACCAAAUGAUGAUGUCUUACCUGUAAGUUCGCUGUUUAAUGCAUCCUCUCUUAAUAUUGUUACUGAAAACAACUACCGGAACUUCGCCGCCGCCGCUUGUCAUCCUGUUCUGAUACCGGUCUCACAAUUACCAGCUCUUUCUCAAUCAUAUCCCUCGCCUUCUGAAAGACAGAAAUUCAGACAUCCACGGAUGUGGAUCCUCAUCACUGUCUUGUGUGCGAGCGGAUCUUUCUUGCUUUUUUUUUUGGUGAGCUUGUCAGUGUAUCGUCAUCUUUCAUUUAGGAAGAAGAUGACGUUGAAUCGCAACAGCUCUUCAUCGGAGACUGCUGAGCUCAUCCAGAUGAAGAAAACAUCAAUGGCCGAAACUUUUGAGCCUAAGGCCUUUCAGGAUAAGCUACUUCCUGGGGUUUCAGGAUAUCUGGGCAAGCCAAUUAUCUAUGACAGAAAAGUGAUUAUGGAGGCAACUGUGAAUCUCAGUGAAAGGUACAGGAUUGGAGGAUCAGUUUACCGGGCCGUGAUAAAUGAUCACAUCUUUGCUGUAAAGAAAACAAAAGAUGCCUUGGAGGAACUGAAGAUUUUGCAGAAAGUAAAUCAUGCAAAUCUGGUCAAGUUAGUUGGUGUCUCAUCAGAUAUUGAAGGGAACUGUUUCUUGGUGUAUGAAUAUGCUGAAAAUGGAUCACUAGAUAAGUGGUUGUACCCGAGCUCUUUAUCUUCUUCUGGAACUUUAGCAUUCCUCACUUGGACUCAGAGGUUAAACAUAGCAAUAGAUGUAGCCAAUGGCCUUCAAUACAUGCACGAACAUGCUCAACCAAGCAUAGUUCAUAGAGAUAUUAGAACAAGUAACAUACUUCUCGACUCCAGGUUUAAGGCCAAGAUCUCGAAUUUCUCUGUAGCUGGACCUGCAACAAGCUCAGUCACCUCAAAAAUUGAUGUUUUUGCUUUUGGGGUUGUUCUGUUGGAGUUGCUUUCAGGAAAAAAAGGCAUGGUAACGAAAGAAAAUGGCGAGAUUGAGAUGUUGUGGAAGGAAAUACGGAAGAUUUUGGAAGAUGAAGAGAAAAGAGAGGAGACGUUAAGGAGGUGGAUGGAUCCAAAUCUGGAGAGCUUUUACCCCAUCGAAAGCGCUCUGAGCUUGGCAGCCCUAGCAAGGGCAUGCACAUCAGAGAUGUAUUCAACAAGACCAAUAAUGGCAGAGAUAGUCUUCAACCUCUCUGUUCUCACUCAAUCAUCUUCAGAGAUGUAUGAAAGGUCGUGGACAUCAGGACAGGAAGUAGACGAUGUCCUUCAAAUUAUCAGUUCUGUUGUAGCUCGUUGA